Molecule: messenger RNA, 2292 nt
Organism: Rhododendron vialii
Lineage: Eukaryota; Viridiplantae; Streptophyta; Magnoliopsida; Ericales; Ericaceae
Product: protein IQ-DOMAIN 5-like
Exons: 7
Coding region: 391-1698 (435 amino acids)
Molecular function (GO): protein binding
Source: RefSeq, a predicted model, not a curated record
GCCAGACCACAGAGAGAGAGAGAGAGAGAAUAAUCUUUAACUACUAGAGUAAUCAAUUCAUUGAGGGAGAGAGAGAGAAUAAUCUUCAACUACUCCCAGAGAGAGAGUAAUUAUCAACUACUCUCAGUAAUCCAUUUGGGUUUGAUUUCGAAUCUCCAACUUCGCUAACUGGUCCGAGUUGAGUAUGAAAGACGUGCAUCAAUGCCUACUUGAAUUUGAGCGUUUUUGUUGACUGAUUGAUAUUGGAGCAGUAGUUUGUUGGAUCCACUACUACCCAACACCCCCCAAAAAAGGUAUUCUCUCUUUUUCCUUUUCUGGAUUGUCACUCUCUCUCUCUUAAUGGCUCUCACAAUCCAGGUCUGAAGUUGGUAGGGUGCAAGGAAUAUCAUCAUGGGUUUACCUGGGAAAUGGAUUAAAGCAUUGGUUGGUUUAAAGAAAUCAGAAAAGUCACAAUCUUCAGAGAAGGAUGAAAAUAGAACCGGAAAGUUCCGGCACCGGAAAAAGCUUUCAGUUGAUUUCGACGCUGACAAACUUCAAGAUGAGUUCAUUCCCAAUGCUGCUCCACCACUAUUACAUGGAAAUAUUCAUUCAUUCGCAGAAGCUGCUAAUUCUCCAUUGAGCCCAUGUCUAGGGCAGGAUGCAGCUCAAGUUCAACCGAAUAUGAGGGAAGAUUGGGCAGCCACAUGCAUCCAAACAGCUUUUCGAGGAUUUUUGGCUAGGCGAGCUUUACGAGCUUUGAAAGGAUUGGUAAGGCUUCAAGCUCUUGUCCGCGGUCAUGCUGUGAGGAAGCAAGCAGCAAUAACUCUUCAUUGUAUGCAAGCUCUGGUGAGAGUUCAGGCUCGCGUUCGAGCUCGGCGUGUUCGUUUGGCAUUGGAAGGUCAAACAGAAGAACCAAAACAUCAGCAACAUUUUGAACAUGAGGCCCGUGUUCGAGAAAUCGAGGAAGGCUGGUGUGACGGCGUGGGAUCUGUCAAAGAAAUUCAAGCCAAGUUGUUAAAGAGGCAGGAGGCGGCAGCUAAGCGUGAGAGGGCUAUGGCUUACGCUUUGGCUCACCAGUGGCAGGCAGGAUCAAAGCUGCAGUCAGCUCCCGCUGGGUUCGAACCAGAUAAAAACAACUGGGGGUGGAACUGGUUGGAGAGAUGGAUGGCUGUUCGUCCGUGGGAGAACCGAUUUCUUGACGUUAAUCUCAAAGAUGGAGUGAAGAUUCAAGAGAAUAGAUCUGGCGAAGUAAAUAAUAGUGGGACCAGGGCGUUUGUAAAAUCUGCUGGUAAGAAACCCAUUUCUCCGAACCUUCUACCAAAACUGUCAAAUCACCAAAUGGGUAGGUCUCUUGCUGAAGGCUGUAGUUCCUCUCCACUUAAUGAGUCCCCAAGUGUCGAAGAAGCAACUGCCACUCUGCUUACUAAGGCCAAGUCUAAGCCACCUCCUGAAGAUUUAGUUGUAGUAGCUGGAUCAAGAACUGGUAUGGCCUUGAGAUCCCACAGCAAUCCUAAAGAGCGAUCCAUCCUUUCAGAUAAGCAGGCGAAGAAGCGACUAUCCCUGCCUAAUAAGGGGCAAGUGCUUGGAGCUCAACCUUCAAGGCAACUUAGUAAAACUGCUGGAAAAAGGUCACCGAUUGGACAAAAGCUUGUGAAGGAUAAAUCGAUUGGAAAUGACCUGGACCCAACAGUAUCUGUGCCUCCCACUGUUAAUCUGUAGCUUCAAGACUCAGAGAAGAUCUUGUCCUUCAAAUUGCUGCCAUUACAUUUGUACAUAUUGGACUCUGCAUGCAAUGAGGUGUAGUGCCAUUGUCCGCCUUUUCCUGGUCCUUCUGUCUACCAUUGCGUUAAGGAUCCUCUUCCCCCCAAACUGCUUUCCUUCCUCCUGUUUCAGUGCUCUUUCAUCUCAUUGCCGCGCUGUUCCCGCCACAGCGUGUGGCUGGGAGUGUAGCGGGACUGAGGACCAGAGAUUACUGGGGACUGAGGACCCAAGACCAUUGGGAAGUUGGGCUUGUCGGAGAAAUAAGAUAGGCAUGUUUGAUCGAGGCUGUUGUAAUCUGUUGUCAUCAUCAACGUUGCCCUCGUUUUUUUUAAUCAGGCUAUAAUUUGAGCUUUUAAUGUCGGAGUUUUCCGGGCUGCUGUCUUUCCGGUCUUGCCACGUUAUGCGGAGGUCGUCUUUCGGUUCUGACUGUUGAAAGCUGUAGAGAAAGGAGAUUAGAAGAUUGUAUAUGGCUGAAAGAGAAGAACAUGUUGUAAGUACCUGUGAGGGUGUUUUAUUUGAUGAACCAAAAAGGAACUAGCAUUCGUUUGUUGA